Molecule: messenger RNA, 1604 nt
Organism: Nanorana parkeri
Lineage: Eukaryota; Metazoa; Chordata; Amphibia; Anura; Dicroglossidae
Gene: ZFPL1
Product: zinc finger protein like 1
Exons: 8
Coding region: 239-1198 (319 amino acids)
Cellular component (GO): Golgi apparatus
Source: RefSeq, a predicted model, not a curated record
CCGUACGCCUGUCACUGUCACCGUCACCCGGAAGAGACGUGGCAGACAGAAGUCAGAUUGUGGAAAAAAUAAGAAAAAAGUCGGCAGCGCUUAUAUGACGAGUAGGAAGAGGUGACGGGGAGGUUAGGGGAGUCUUAGCAUACAGAAGAGGCAGAAUACUGCAAGAUUAAGAAGCAGGGAGAAGAGGAAGGGCGGAGGGGCGGUUCUGACCCUGGCAUUUUGAGGUGCCUCCGCCAUUAUGGGUCUUUGCAAAUGUCCAAAGAGGAAAGUGACAAAUCUUUUUUGCUUUGAGCACCGGGUCAAUGUUUGUGAACACUGUCUUGUAGCCAAUCAUGCCAAGUGUAUCGUUCAGUCAUACCUACAGUGGCUUCAGGACAGUGAUUACAACCCAAACUGUCGUCUUUGCAACACACUGCUUUCAUCUAAGGAGACUGUACGCCUUGUGUGUUAUGAUUUAUUUCACUGGUCCUGCCUGAAUGAUCUGGCCUCUCAGUUGCCACUGAACACAGCACCCGCGGGGUACCAAUGCCCAAGCUGCCAGGGACCCAUCUUUCCCCCCAGCAAUCUUGUCAGCCCAGUGGCCUCCACUCUGCGGGAUAAACUCUCACAGGUCAACUGGGCUAGAGCGGGGCUAGGCCUUCCUUUGAUUGAAGAGGCAGAGCCUGUAGAUGAAGUCUCCCAGCAUGACAUCACAGAUUACAGGGACUGGUCAGUUGUGAACUCAUCCUCUGAUCACCAAUCAGAAAGUCCAGAAACAGCACAGCAAACGGGGUAUAUGUACAGCUCUGUGCCCAAACCUAUACAGCACGGGUUGUCAGGAAACGGAUCAAAAGACCAUCCUGUCAUUAUUGGAGACACUGAAGGAGAGAGUGUUGCUUUUAAUGCAGCCUCCACUCCUAGGAAAAUCUAUGACACUCGAGAUGUUGCUGGCUCCCAAGAUGCAGUGAUUGAUUUUGAUGAUGACAAAUACCGGAGGAGGCCGACGCUGAGCUGGUUGGCAAGGAUAUUGCGCAACCGCACAGGUUCAAAGUCCCGGCCAGCUUCCACCAAACAGCGGUUUCUGAUUAUCCUAAUAAUCGGUGUGUUAGGCUUCCUUACCCUAAUUUUACUUAUGUCCAAAUGGGGUAGAGCAUCGGCUGAAAACGACCCGAAUCUUGACCCACUACUCAAUCCUCACAUCCGGGUCGGACAAGAGUAGAUGAUACUUCACCAUUCCAGAGGAAAAGACAGCCUUGGACUAUGUCCCCAUUUGAAAUCCCUGCUAUACAAGGCCUAUGAAUCAUGAUGUAUCAACUGAUCAUCUGAUUCUGGAAGUACAAGUAAUGUUUGUAACAGGGGGGCCUUGACUUACUCAACAUCAUUUUCUUCAAGUCCCUUCGGGCUUGGUACUGAAAGAAAAAAACAAAAACAAAAAAGAAAGUGUUGGUCCAGUUGUGAUGGCCAAGGUGUGUAUUGCUUAGACCAGGACAGACAAUGACCAUACUUCUAUAACUGUUGCUUCAGGGAUUGUGUGGCUCCCUGUAACUGUUUUGUGCCUUUUAGAAAUGGCACAAGAACAACAGUCUGCCGAAUCAACAACCAGAAAGGGCUGCAGAGCCUGAAAA